GGGGAAGAAUAAGAAAAGAGGAAGGAAAACGUGCCUCUGAGAUUUACGCAGAUUUUUUUAUAAAGACAGUUUCACCAUUUUUGCAUUUUGUAAAGUAGCUUAAACCGGACACAAUCAAAGAUGCCUAACUUUGCAGGGACCUGGAAAAUGAAAAGCAGUGAAAAUUUUGAAGAGCUUCUCAAAGCCCUCGGGGUGAAUGCCAUGCUACGGAAAGUGGCCUGUGCUGCAGCGUCCAAGCCCUCAGUGGAAAUCCGUCAGAAUGGAGAGCAGUUCUACAUUAAGACCUCGACCACCGUCAGGACCACGGAAAUCAACUUUCAGAUAGGAGUGGAGUUCAAUGAGGAAACAGUGGAUGGACGAAAAUGCAAGAGCCUGGCCACAUGGGAGACGGAAAAUAAGAUCGCCUGUAGGCAGACACUGUUGGAUGGAAAUGGACCGAAGACAUACUGGACUCGAGAGCUGAGAGGGGAUGAGUUAAUCCUGACGUUCGGAGCUGAUGACGUGGUGUGCACAAGGAUUUAUAUGCGGGAAUGAGGCCCAUGAGAACCAGAUGAAGAAAUCAGUCAGCGCUCACAGGAGUGACACUUCAUUUCCACUUUACAUUACAAGGCUUUUUGUACCAAUUUGUAGAAACCUGUGGAAUAGCUUUCUUACACAUACUGGACCAUGAAACGUAAUAGCAGUGGCUCUUUAUAAGUUGAUAGUAUUUGAUAUAGGGCUUUUAGACAAGUGUAAUACAAUGUAAGUGGUAUUCAUACUGUAACUUGCCAUAUAUUUUUUAUGCUUUUGUGUUUAAUUGAUUUGUAUUAGUUUCAUUAAAAUGACUUUAAAUAA
Molecule: messenger RNA, 834 nt
Organism: Ictalurus punctatus (channel catfish)
Lineage: Eukaryota; Metazoa; Chordata; Actinopteri; Siluriformes; Ictaluridae
Gene: crabp1b
Product: cellular retinoic acid binding protein 1b
Biological process (GO): fatty acid transport
Cellular component (GO): cytosol; nucleus
Molecular function (GO): fatty acid binding
Source: RefSeq, marked provisional